AUGGUUGGAGUACUCCUCCAAGAGCCAGCUGGCGUGAUCGGCUUCCGCACUGAUCGCGACGGUCUCGCGUUCGAAGAGCUGUGUGACGAAAUUGAACACGCAGACAUCUUGGCCGACAAAGCAAGCAAGCAGGACGCAAUCAAACAAGAUUAUGCCGCUUCCAAGUUUGACGCCGAGAAGGAUAAGACUCAAUUCCGUCAAUACGAAACCGCCAGCGACAGAGUCAAAACCUUCUACCUCGAGCAACACACUAAACAAACCGUGUCCUACAACUUGAAGGCACGCAAUGACUUCCACUCCAAAACUCGUGCUGAAAUGUCGAUUUGGGAAGCAAUGGAGAGAUUAAACACUUUGAUCGAUGAGUCCGACCCCGACACCGACCUGAGCCAGAUUGAGCACUUGCUUCAGUCUGCUGAAGCCAUGCGCCGUGAUGGGUGUCCUCGCUGGAUGCAAUUGACGGGUCUCAUUCAUGAUCUUGGAAAGCUCCUCUUCUUCUUUGACGCACAAGGACAGUGGGACGUGGUCGGUGACACCUUCGCCGUGGGUUGUGCCUUUGAUGAUAAGAUCAUCUAUGGCAAGAAAUCCUUCUCUGGCAAUCCCGAUAUCAACGAUCCGAUCUACAGCACGGACAACGGCAUCUACACCCCUGGGUGUGGUUUGGAGAAGAUCAUGAUCUCCUGGGGCCACGAUGAAUACCUCUACCAUGUCGUCAAAGACCAGUCCACCCUCCCAGAUGAGGCUCUUGCGAUGAUCCGCUACCAUAGCUUCUACCCAUGGCAUCAGCAAGGUGCUUACCGACAGUUUAUGACUACACAUGAUGAAAAAAUGUUGAAGGCGGUCAAGUGGUUCAAUCCAUAUGACUUGUACAGCAAAAGUGACGAGAAACCAUGUGUUGAGAAAUUGAAGCCAUACUAUAUGGACCUCAUUAACGAAUUCUUCCCACAAAGGGUCAUCAAGUGGUAG
Messenger RNA from Exophiala bonariae, 963 nucleotides. RefSeq lists its product as uncharacterized. NCBI's taxonomy places the organism in Eukaryota, Fungi, Ascomycota, Eurotiomycetes, Chaetothyriales, Herpotrichiellaceae. Gene Ontology annotation, molecular function: inositol oxygenase activity; iron ion binding. Bases 1 to 963 code for a protein of 320 amino acids. Gene Ontology annotation, cellular component: cytoplasm. The transcript is spliced from 2 exons. Gene Ontology annotation, biological process: inositol catabolic process. The record is from RefSeq and is a predicted model, not a curated record.